AUGCAGGCCCCCUCACUGUGCCACCAGGAUCCUCAGCCUCAAAAGUAUGACACACCCUGCGAAGCUUCCUACCAGCGCUUCAGUCAGUACCAGUACGAAGAAGCAGCUGGGUCUCGGGAAGCCUUCUGCAAGCUCUGGGAGCUUUGCACUCAGUGGCUGAAGCCAUACACAUGGUCUGUGGAACAGAUCCUGGCUAUAUUCGUGAUGGAGAAAUUCCGGCAAAUUGUACCCGCACGCACCGGGGCCAGCCCGAGCCAGCCCAAUGAGGAGAGUAGAGAGCAACUUUUCACACUGAUAGAAGAUCUGCGGGAAGACAACAGGGAACCAGAGAACAAGAUCGACGUGCGUGAUACACUCUUGGAAGAAGAACUGGAGCCAAUGAGUCCAUUACUUACACAGUCAGACAUGCAAGUGGACUCAUCUGCAUUCCAGCUGAUGGAUAUUGACCAGGUGUUCCAUGACAUACUACCAGCAGAGCCAGAGGAAAUGAUCGUUGAUAAUGAUAACCAAUGCCUGACUUUUCUGAAUAUUGCUUGUGAGGUUGGCAGUGGGGAUGAUGAAUAUAUGCCAGCACACAUCAAAGGGAUGAGUCCAUUUUCUGCUUUGCUUCCAGAUUUCCUUUUCUCCAAUGAGUAUGACGAUCUGGAACCUCCUGGUGAAGAACCCCCAGAACAGCUGCUGGCUGACAUCAAGGAGCCUGAGGAAAUGCAGGAAUCCUCAGAAAACCAGGACCAACAGGAGGUGCCAGGGACCUCCAGUGAAGCACGGGGGCCUCUCAACUGUAUAGCCCCCACACAGGCUCCUCCCAAUGAGAGGCCUCUCUCUAGUGAGCAGCUAGGGCUAUGUUCUGCUCACCAGCAGCAGCAUAACAUUCAUGUGGAAAUUCACGCAGAAGGGGUGGCACGAGAGGGCCCCAGAAAUGGGGCAGGGCCCUCCUACGGGCCAGUCCGCUCUGGGCACCAGUUCGUUUCCCAUGAGCACGCUGUGUGCAGCAAUUCCUUUGGACAGGCAGCAACUGUUAGCAAGCCACAGGUAGACUACUUUGACCAAGAAAGACAGCAAUGUGGGGUGUGUAAGAGGGAGUUUAUGUACAAGUUGGGCCUGAAGGAACAUGUGAAAACUCAGGUAGUUUCCAGGCCUUACCAGUGUCCCUACUGUGGGAAAACCUUUAGAGGGCAGUCCCAUGUUAUUGCACACCUAGUGAAGCACACUGAUGAGAGACCAUUUCUCUGCCAAUAUUGUCAGAAAAGCUAUAAGCACAAAUCCAGCCUGCUGAGACACUUGAAGAUCCACAAAAGGGAGGAAGGACACAAGGAAAGCCAGGUUUCUCAGAACCCCAUGCACAACACACACUAA
Molecule: messenger RNA, 1356 nt
Organism: Phodopus roborovskii (desert hamster)
Lineage: Eukaryota; Metazoa; Chordata; Mammalia; Rodentia; Cricetidae
Product: zinc finger protein 449-like
Exons: 3
Coding region: 1-1356 (451 amino acids)
Biological process (GO): regulation of transcription by RNA polymerase II
Molecular function (GO): DNA-binding transcription factor activity, RNA polymerase II-specific; RNA polymerase II cis-regulatory region sequence-specific DNA binding
Source: RefSeq, a predicted model, not a curated record